This is a messenger RNA of Microthlaspi erraticum, 474 nucleotides long. The record is from the annotation of a GenBank genome assembly. NCBI's taxonomy places the organism in Eukaryota, Viridiplantae, Streptophyta, Magnoliopsida, Brassicales, Brassicaceae.
AUGAUGAAGACAUUGAUAACCACAUGGAAACAUCAGUUUGUCCUAUGCUUCAAAUGUGCCACUUUGCCACAACUGGUAAAACAUAGAGUUGAUGAUGACCUUCUCUCAGAAUGUUAUGGAGAAAAGGCUAGUGCUAAAUACUGGUGUGAUAUUUAUGAAAAAGAAACCAAUCCAGAGGCAUGGUUCUACACUUCUAAAGAUCACCGGGCUAGUUUGCAUACAGAAUGUGUGCUCGGGGACUGUGCAGGGCUCAUGCCUGGAAGAACACUAACGUGUUACCUCAUACCAUUUGAGGUGGUGCUCAAUAAUAGUGUAACUCGCCCAUUGUGCAAGCACUGCAAGUCGCGUUGCAUGUACAAUAUCAUGUUAAAGAAGCCUGGAACCUCAGGUACAUACUUUUGCUCUAUAAGCUGCAUGUCUAACGUGACAUUUGUGGAUCAUCUUGUCAAGACAGAGGGGAAGAUAGAUAGUUAG